Messenger RNA from Ectocarpus sp. CCAP 1310/34, 1851 nucleotides. NCBI's taxonomy places the organism in Eukaryota, Phaeophyceae, Ectocarpales, Ectocarpaceae. The record is from the annotation of a GenBank genome assembly.
UGGUCCAGUGCUUGGCGGUCGUACUUGUCGUAUGCCACCUCCCUAUCUGUGUCGCCUCCGCCGGGGUAUCUUCUGAAACCUUGCCGAGAGCUCGGUGUACAAGUUCGCUGCUGACAGGGAGGCAAGGUGCCAGCGGAUAGAGCGCGAGAGAUGGCGACCUCCGAGCUCUCGGAGCUGCGCGCCGAGCUUUGGCGAACACGCGACGACCUCGAGCGGAUCAAGUCUCGUGGCACCCCGCCGAGCGCUGACUGUUCGCCCCGGCGGCACUUCGAUCGCCGUCGCCAUCGCGCUUCCCCUUCCCCCACCCUCACUGCUGCUACCGCGCACGAAGAAGGGGAUAAGGAUCGUGACCAUCGUCGACAUCGGCACAGCGAGCAGCACAAGGGCGACGGGCUAGAGGGCGGCGGGGGGAUACGGGGUGAUAGCGGUGGGGGGAUUGGGAGCGGGCCAACCAGCACUCCAACAAGCGGAGGCUCAUCGCCCGGAUCGGGGGCGGACAUCGAUGAUGAGGCCCCAAGAGGUCUGGGCGGAACAGCCGCUUCUGGGUCUUCUCCCGGUGGUCGGCAACUGAAGUUCGGAAGCAGCCGUGGUGGCGUUGGCAGCGCCAGCUCAGAAGGCGAGAACGCCGCGAAAGGCGGAUCGUCGGAGGAGGCGGCCGCAGAAGAGACCCUCUGCAACCUGGAGCUCGAGGGAGCGGCUUUCAAGAAUUGGACGGAAGAAGCUUCGUCGAUCGCCGUCCGCCUCAUCGAGGAGGUCAAAAUGCUCCGCUGGGAGAAGGCUAGCUGGACGGAACGGGAGCGCGCCGCCGAGCGCGCGUCAGAACGAGCGGCGGCGGAGGCGAGGGCGCAGGCCGCCCACCUGGAGGAGCGUCUGGGCUUAGCCGAGGCCGACGGGAGGAGGGCGCAAGAGGCGCUGGCGAGGGCGCAGCAGGACGUGGAGAGAGAGAGGGCGCGAGCGAAAACGGAGCGAGCUAAGGCGGAAGGUCUCCGCACAGCGGCGGCGACGGCGGCGGCCGCGGCCUCGGCGGCCCAGCAGGAGAAAGAGAAGAUGCAGUACGAUCAACAACGCAAGGAGGAAGCGAGGCAGCAGCAGGAAAGGGACGUGGCCGCUGGUGGGGGAGGGGGAUUGGUUGAGAUGUUGAGGCGCGAAAAGGAGGGGGCAGAUGCCCUGCAGCGGAGGCUGGACGCGGCCAGGGCGGCAUCUGCGAAGCACGAGAAGGAAAGGAAAGAGUGGCGAUCGUCGAAGGCGAGGUUGGAGGAGCUGCGCCGGUCAUGGGGGAAACAGCUGAAUAAGGUUGAGAAGAAGAUGCGGUCCAUGGCGAAGGAGAACGCCGCCCUCCGAGCCAGGGUCGGUGAGGCGGAGCGGGCGAGGGACCGCGCCGAUGCGGACUCCCUCGGCCACCGCGAAGAGCUCCGGCGGCUCACCGAGCAGCGGGACAACCUCCUCCUCGGGGCCACUCGCCUUGGCGGGAGGCGCGGCCUGGCGGCCUCCUCGCCAGCGGAAACCCUGGCGGAGCUCCUGGCGGCCGCCGCGGCCGGGGCUGCAGCCGAUGCCACCGACGUCGGGCCGGGGGCGGAGGGGGAGCUCGAGGCCCAACUGGAGCGGGCGAGGUCGGAGGCGAAGCUCGCGAGGGUGGCGGCGCAGCAGGAGCGGUUGAGGCGGGAGGCGGCGGCGAGGGAGAAGGAGGAGGCGGUGCGGCAGCUGCACCGGCUGAUGGGGGCGGCGAGGAGGGCCGUGGGGAGGAGAGACUCGAGGCUCAAGUCGAGCCGGAUGGAGACGGAGGUAGUCUGGAACGCGCUAACGGAGGCCGUUCGCUGACAUGGCGCGCCGCUCGAAGAUGUUUGCUGGUAU